Molecule: messenger RNA, 4943 nt
Organism: Brassica napus (rape)
Lineage: Eukaryota; Viridiplantae; Streptophyta; Magnoliopsida; Brassicales; Brassicaceae
Product: putative cysteine-rich repeat secretory protein 37
Exons: 2
Coding region: 938-1720 (260 amino acids)
Source: RefSeq, a predicted model, not a curated record
UGAAAUUUCAAAUUUGAAGUUUUGAAUAGUGAAACUUCAACUCCCAAAACUUUAAAUUUAAAGUUUUGAAGUUUAUUUUUAGAGAGUAAAAAAUUCCAUAUUUGAUGUUAUAUAGUUUCUUUUGGAGAUAUUCUAAAUCCACGUAUAAUAGUAGCAAAUUUUAAGUAGAUUUGUGGUCAUUUGUAAAUUAAAAUGCGGAAGCUUUUAAAAAAAUUCUUAUUAUACUUAACAAAAUUAUAACAUACUACGUUUCAAAAUAAUCCAUGAUUUUAAAAAAAAAAUACAUUUUACAUUUAAUAUGUUUAUUAGCUUUUUUAAAUGUGUUUAUUAGCUAUUAAUAAUAAAUUAUUAAUUUUGUACAAAAUUGAAAGUUUAACAAAUAAUAACAUACUUUUUUACUUGUUUCUGAUUGAAGGUUAAAUUUAUUGCAUAAAAAAUAUUUAUUACAUCAAAUGUAACAAAGAAUUGAAAGGAAAACAAAAAGAAUGAAUUGAUCAAAAAAAUGGUAAACUACGUAUAGGUUAAUUUGUGUCUUCGGAUUUUGGUAAGCUAAAAACUGCAAGAAAUAAUUAAUCACAAAUUAAUGCAUUUAUAAUUAAACUUUAAUUUGUUUAUUAAUAGGUUUGAUAACUCUAAAACAUAAAUUGUUUUUAAACACAUGAAGUAUUAAAAAUCCUAUUUAAGCAAAAGACUGGUGCACAAAAUGUCUUGUAUCAGUUUGGUUUUAUUUUUAGGAGUUUAAACUUAGUAACAAAAUUGAAUUUAGACUUUUUCUUCGUCCCUCCAUUUAUGCCGCCGAAAAUAUGCAAAUUCUUUUCUCUUUUAUCCAAUAAGCCAAUCAAUCAAAAUCCAUCUCAGUUCUUAUAUAAAUAUGUCAAUCUUUACACUUCAUUUAUAAAAACCACAAUUUACUUAAGUGAAAUAAAAAUCUUUAAUAAUGAAAUGUCCAUAUUCUCUAUCCAAACAAUUUUCGAUCCCUAUUUUGGUCAUGCAAUUCCUCAUCAUACAAAGUGUUUCGUCACUGAACCUUACCAAUGAGUAUCUCAACCACAAAUGCCUCAAUCAAGGGAAAUAUAACUCCGGAAGUGAGUACGAGAACAAUCUCAACUCGAUCUUUCAUGACUUUUCUACUAGUGAUUAUGCUGAAACCGGUUUCUUAGACGCAAGUCUUGGAAAAACGACAGCCGAUUCUGUUACUCUCACUCUACAGUGUCUCCAGUGUCGUGGUGACUCUUAUAGAUCUAAUUGCCGUAAAUGCGUUGACACUGCAAUUUCGGGGGUAAACGAGCUAUGUCCGAGUAACAAAGGAGGAAUAGUAUGGUACGAUCAAUGUCUUCUCUAUAUUACUACAAUCAAAGAAAAGAGUCCAUUCAAGAUUAAUUACGAGAACAUUUUUUCUAUGCACAACCCAGAUAACGUGAGAGAGGAUGCAAAACUGUUUGCUAUGAGGGUGAGGGAUUUUUUCUCUGAGCUAACACUUAAAGUCAAGAAAAUCACCAAUAAUGGUCUUCUCAAUUUUUACUCGGCGGGAGAAAAGAAGCUCGGGAAAAAUAAAUUAUAUGCAAUGGUGCAAUGUAUAGAACUAACAAGAGAUUGUAAAAGUUGUUUGGCAUGGAGUAUCACAAAGCUUUUUAAAAACAACGACAUUAAACAAGGUGGGAGAGUUUUGGGUACAAAUUGUAAUGUAAGGUAUGAGCUAUACCCUUUUCUUAGAAGUUAAGCAUUUUUAAGUUAUGUUUACUUUUUCUUUUUGUUGCUAAAAUGCAAUAUACAUAUAUCAAUAAAAAGAGUGUUUACAAAAGAAGAUCCAAAGAUAUUCUUAGAAGCAAAAAUGACACAUCAUUUGUUAAUUUUUUUUUAAUUCGAAUAAAUUUAACAUUUAUUCAAAACAAAAGUUUAAAAGAUCAAAACUGAAUUUUCAAAAACAAUGAUUUUCGAAUGGGUUGGAAUUCUUGAGCCUAUAACCCAACUGACUUGUUUUCAACCUCAGUAUCUGAAAGCUUUGCUUUGAUGACUUCAGUUGAUAGUUGAUAUGAUUAUGAAUAUGAUGUUUGGUAACUCUCUUACUGAGUGAUGAGGCUACUGGUUCUUACUGCGAUUAAGGUUUUUUCCAGAUUAAAUAUUUGGUUGAUUGAAAAGUGAGUUUAACAGGCACCAUGUCAUGCUCAUUUAUCCUCGUAUGCUUUAUUGUGCAUUGCAUGAUCUACCAGUCCAGCCCAGGUUCAUCUUCUCUCAGUAGUUCUGAGCAGAACAAUUCUCAUAACUUACGUGAAUUCUAAAACGUUGAACCAGUUGAAAAUUAAAAUUUGUGUUCACAAGUGUUGUAUGUCUUUUAUCUGAAACAAUUUGGUUAUAUAUAAUGACAUGUGUUUCAUUGUAUGAGCAUCAAAACUAGCUAGUUUUAAAAAAUAAAAACAUGAGUUCUAAUAUCAUUGGUUAUUGAAAAUUAUGACAUUUUUUCAUUAAUUUAGAAGCCAUUUUUAGAGCUAAAUUUUGAUAUAUAUAAAAAUUAACAUAUAUUUUAUUUAUAUUUUAUAGUCUGCAAUCAGAGAUUUAUUUCAUUUGGUUUUGACAUAAAAAGAUAUUUUAUUAAUAUUUGUUGUUAUUAUUAAUAAUUUUUUUUAUUUUAAUUUUGUAUUUGUUUUUAUUUCUGCGUAAUUUGUUUUUAAUUUUCAUUUCAAUUGAAUAUUUUAUUAAUAUAUAAUUUCAAAAUUGUAAAAGAGUAUAAGAUAAAAUUAGUGGGAUAGAAUGUUAAAUUUGAUUAAAAUCAUUAUAAGAUAUCUCAUCAAAUGGAGGUACUAGAACUUGACACAUGUCCAAUUUUUUUAAAACAAUGCAUUUAGUAAAGUGUCUGAAUGUAUUAUAGGUCUUGUCUUCGUUUGGGCUUUGUUUUUAGAAUUUAAUGCGGUUGGUUUCGAGUUGCUCAAGCGUUCUCUGAACGGUUAGAUUCAUCCUUAAGGUUCUUAUCAUUCUUUGGUCUCCGCCGUUUGGAGACAUAUAUGCUUAAGUCGGCGUCACAAUUCUGUUCCUUGUUGACUACAUUUGAGCGUGAGUCUUAUGAGACAAACCCAUUCAAUGCUAUCAUUCCUGAUUUUCUUUUCAAUUUCUGUUUUCCCUUGAAAUUUUGUUUCAUUUUAUGAGACAAACCCAUUCAAUGCUAUCAUCCCAAAAAACCACUAUAUUAAGUAUACCACAAUUAUUAUUACAUGAUAGCAACUAUCAAGAGUUCAAGACCAACAAUAGAGAAACUAAUUUGAUAGUACAUUUCACCAAGAAAAAUAUAUAUAGAUAGUUCUUACACAUUAUUAUAGUUAAUAAAACAAACUUUGUUUAUAGAUCUAUAUCAUUUAAAAAAACUGAUAGUUUUAACGAAACAAGCAUUUGGUUUUCAUAAUUUACAUUGUUUUAUUUAAAGAUGGUGGUCAUUACAAAAAUGUUACAUUAAACAAAAUAUCAAUUUUAAUAAAUUAGUAGAAUUUUAGAAGAAACUAAUAUUUCUCAAAAGCACAAUUUAUUUUCAUAAACUCCUAACAAAAUUCAAUAAUCUAUAUUAUUCAUCACUCAACGUAGACCAUGAAAUAACCUACUAAUUCAUCUUAUACAAUUACUACAUUAAAUCAAUAAAAAUAACAAAUUUACCAUUAACACUGAAAAUUCAUCACACAUUAUAAAAAUAAAUUAAACAAACACUACUAUCUUAUGCAUAAACAAAUGUAUAUUUAAAACAUCAAAAUCGACAAAACAAUAUGCAAAUGUUCAUAACACAAAUAUAAGAUAUUCUGCACGUAACGCGGACUGUCCAUAGUAAAAAUAAAAUAAUUGUUUGAUAACUUGGUAAAUAAACCUUAAAAUUAUCCAAAACUAAUAUGUAAAGUAUAAAAGUUGGCAAUGUUAUUUGAAAGAUACAUAACAGUAAAAGCUAAAAGAUAUGAAACUUUAAAUAUAAUGUUUUGAACAGUAAAACUUCAAAUAUAAAAUUUUUAUUGUCAAAAUAUUUGAAAAUUUAAGGUUGUCUUUAGAUAUUGUUAAUAUGGAUUGUUAAUAUAGACUGUUAAUAUGGAUUGUUAAUGAUAUUAUUAACUAGGGGUCGCGCGGAAUUAGGAUUUGUGUUAAUUUAUUUGUUAUUCUUGUUUUGUUAUUGGUGGUAGAUUUCUUUUGUAGUUCUGUCAUUCGGACCGUGAUAGUAAAUUGCCGUGGUGAGAUGGGGUUGGUUGGUCUCUUUUGAACGUUUAUAAACGUGGUGAAGGUAUGAGUAUAUGGAUGUUGAAAUAUAGGAAAAAUGUGUUAAAAAGGUGGUUUUAUUCACCACAUACGUGUUACUUAUCAAGUUGUUGUAGGUUGACAUACGGAAUGUGGGAUUGUCCAAUAAGGGUAAAUAAAAUUUAGUCUCAGUGAGCCACAAAAAUUGUAUGUCAUUCAGUUUGUCAAGAUGAAAGCUAAGCUAAGAAUGAAGAUGAAGUAUAAAAGGAAGCUAGAGUAAAGAGUAGAGUCAUGCUUUGUAUGUUAAUGUUAGUAGACUCCAUGAGUCUCGAGUGACCGUUUCGAUCAAGCAUCUUGUAAUCCAUUUCUGAUAAUAAUAAAUAAAGGAGUAAAGAGAAAUCAGCUGGUGGUUUUGAUUGCAAGUUUUUAAAAUAAUGGAACUGGUGUAUAAGUUUGUUGUUGAUUUCAUUUAUAUGACCACCAAAGUAGUUUAAGUAGACUAUAAACAACUGUUUCAGAAUAUAUAAACAAACGUAUGUGCGCAGUAAGUGCAAAUACGUUUUAAAUUUAUAUGGUGGGAGUUUAAAACAAAGUCGAGGAAAGCAUAAAGUGAGACUUUAAGAUAACAAAUACCAGCAUUAAAAUGGAGCUUAAUAAAUAUAUAAAUCAACAUCUGUGUGGAAUAAGUGCCAACCCGUAUUUAAUUUCCAUGGUGGAAGUUAAAAACAAAGGUGAGGAAACCA